AUGGGGAAGAGUGAAGUUGGUCUUCACCCAAUUCAACCAGACCAAUAUCGUCAGGUAAAUGAUGCUAAAGGGAUUUAUAAUUCCAAAGCACACAUAGCGGAAAUGAUCGCAUUGCUUGGCCCACCUCCCAAGGAAUUACUUGCAAAAUUUGAUGCCAUGACAGAGUUUAAAUGGCCCAAUUCUAUCAGAAACGAGGCGGCAAACUCUGCAGGAACAGGUGAGAGUUCUUUAAUGGGCCUUUUUUCCAUGAAGAAGAUGGUUUGGUGGGGAAACAUCCAAUAA
Paracoccidioides lutzii Pb01 is the source of this 282-nucleotide messenger RNA. RefSeq lists its product as hypothetical. The coding region runs from base 1 to 282 and encodes 93 amino acids. The record is from RefSeq and is a predicted model, not a curated record. The transcript has a single exon.